AUGUAUACAAUGGCUCCUAUCCUUAAUAUCUGCCGGCUAGCCCUACUAGUUAGUUGCCUGUUUACUGUCUCUUUGGCCGGUAGCAUUCAUCGCCGUGAUGCCGUCCCCGCUGGAUUCGUUGCCAAACCAUACUACCCAACGCCGCAUGGCGGGUGGACUCCGGACUGGAGCGAGAGCUAUGAGAAGGCGAAGGCCCUAGUCGAGUCUAUGACGCUGGCUGAGAAGACAAACAUCACAGCUGGUACAGGUCUGUUCAUGGACGCAUGUGUUGGCAAUACGGGCGGUGCGCCUCGGGUAGGCUUUCCUCAACUUUGCCUCCAGGACUCCGCGCUUGGUGUGCGGUCUACAGAUAAUGUGACUGCAUUCCCCGCUGGCAUCACCACUGGUGCGACUUGGGAUAAGUCUUUGAUGUAUGAAAGGGCUGUUGCGAUGGGCAAAGAGUUCAGGGGGAAGGGUGCGAACAUCUACUUGGGUCCAACUGUCGGGCCCCUGGGCAGAAAACCCCGUGGUGGCAGAAAUUGGGAGGGAUUCGGAGCCGACCCAGUUCUGCAAGGCGUUGGAGGCUCUAUUACUGUCAAGGGAGUUCAGGAGCAGGGUGUCAUUGCAACGAUCAAGCACCUGGUUGGCAACGAGCAAGAGAUGUGGCGAAUGUAUAACAUUCUCCAACCGGCCUACAGCGCUAACAUUGGUACCUAA
Messenger RNA from Phaeoacremonium minimum UCRPA7, 696 nucleotides. RefSeq names its product putative beta-glucosidase 1 protein. Gene Ontology annotation, molecular function: beta-glucosidase activity. Gene Ontology annotation, biological process: glucan catabolic process. The transcript has a single exon. NCBI's taxonomy places the organism in Eukaryota, Fungi, Ascomycota, Sordariomycetes, Togniniales, Togniniaceae. The record is from RefSeq and is a predicted model, not a curated record. Bases 1 to 696 code for a protein of 231 amino acids.